Messenger RNA from Coregonus sp. 'balchen', 37160 nucleotides. NCBI's taxonomy places the organism in Eukaryota, Metazoa, Chordata, Actinopteri, Salmoniformes, Salmonidae. The record is from the annotation of a GenBank genome assembly.
AUGCUGCCAAUGCCAGAGGCUCAGGAGGUUGCCUUAGAUACUGCUGGAAGGAGGACAGGAGAGGAGGGAGGUGUGAGAGAUAGCAGGGAGAGUGAUAGAGGAAGCGGGGAAGGAUGACUCGGAGAGGGGGAUGGGUGUGAAAGAAAGAUAGAUAAUGUUGCCUCACUCAUCUCUUCCCGGUGUGUGUGUGUGUGCGCGUGUGUGAUGUGUGUUUGCCUGCAUGCGUGUGUGUGUAUGUGUGUGUGUGUGCGUGCGUGAGUGCAUGCGUGUGUGUGCGUUUGUGUGAUAUACAAUGAGAUAGUCUGGUGUCCUUGAGGGUCAGUAAAGGUGGACAUGGUAAGUAGCUAUAUUGGCUUGAGGCUGUCUGAGCUGUGGUUGGCUGUUCUGGAUGUCUGAGCUACUGGGCUGUGGUUGGCUGUUCUGGCUGUCUGAGCUACUGGGCUGUGGUUGGCUGUUGUGGCUGUCUGAGCUACUGGGCUGGCAUUGCUGGUUGCUGAUAGGUGCUUAAGAACACAUCACUUCAAACUACACAGCAUUCCUCUGUAAACAAGAUUACAGAUUUCAUAAUGACUGUUGAAUGCAUCAGAAAGCGAAGUAUCACGACAGAUCCACAUGGUUUAAUGUCAACCCACUCAUGAAUGAUCCAGUCAACUCAUACCAGACUACUGGAUGAGCAACCAAAGAGUUAGAUAUAGAAAUGCCUCAUGUUCACACAUUCAAAAUGGGGCUCUUGAUAUCAUAUUAUAAACAUUAUUACAUAUUAAAAACAAACAUUGAAUGUUUUCUAUUUCUCUUUCUCCCCACUUCUUUCCCCAUCCUUUCCUCCCUCCCUCCCUCCCUCCCUCCCUCCCUCCCUCCCUCCCUCCCUCCCUCCCUCCCUCUCCCCUCCAGCCCGUGAGGACUACUUAGCAACAUUUAAGGGAUCAGAGUAUUUCUGCUAUGACCUGUCUCCCAGCCCCAUCCAGUCCUCCAGCGAUGAGAUCACCCUGAGCUUUAAGACCCUGCAGAGGAACGGCCUGAUGCUCCACACAGGCAAGUCGGCUGACUACGUCAACCUGGCCUUAAAGAACGGAGCCGUGUCACUGGUCAUCAACCUGGGGUCCGGGGCUUUCGAGGCCCUGGUGGAGCCGGUUAACGGGAAGUUUAACGAUAACGCCUGGCACGAUGUCAAGGUCACGCGCAACCUGAGACAGGUAACCUGGCAACAGCAGGGGAGGGGGAUUUGGGAAGGAGGGGAGAGAAGGGAAGGGAGAAAGAGAAAGGGAUAAAGAGGGUGAGAUGGAAAGACAGGCAGAGAGAAAGAGGGUAUGUGUGUGUGUGAGAGAGAGAGAGCGAGAAAGAGACAGCGAAAGAGUGAACGAGGGCGUAUCUGUGCUAAACUCACUAUGUAUGUACAGUAUGUACGCGUGUGUGUGAGUGUGUGUGUGUGUGUGUGUACACUUGCAUGUGUGUGUGUUAGCGUCAGGGCUGGGGAUACUAUGGUGCUGCUAACUGUAGUCUUCUGCUGUUUGCCUGUGUGUGUGUACCAACUACUAACUACUAACUGUACUUACUAACCUGCUAGUAAUACUAACUAACCUCCAUCCAUGGAAUGUGUCAUACUACUAACCUGUUGCCUUCUCCACUCCUCUCUAACCUUCACUGGCCUUCUACCUUUUCUUUUCCUUUUUCGGAAGUUGUUCUGUUCACACUUUUUGCUUUCCUUUCUCCCCGUCUCCCACAAAGCACUCAGGCAUUGGACACGCUAUGGUAAACAAACUCCAUUGUUCGGUAGAUACCAUUCUAAUCGUUUCUUAGUUUGGGUUUGUCUAUUUUCUUUUUCUGAGCCGUAGAACAACUAAAACUAUACUAGAACAGGAUGAUGGCGGUUGGUACUCUACGCUUAUCACUCCCCUCCUCCUAGCCACUCUAUUUUUUUCUACCUUUCCUUUUACCUUUUUCCAACAUUCACCCCAUCUCCCUGUGGUUGAUAUGUAGGCGUGUCCUGAUUGGCUCAUCCCUCAGUUGCACGCGACUGGCCACUCCCCCUGCAUGGUACAACUUCAUGGUGCCUCUCUGAUUGGUCCAUUAGACACAGAGAGAGGCCAACCCCCCUCCCCCCUUUUUAAAUUUGAUCCUAUUCUCUCUCUCCAUUCCUCCUCUGCAUGCUGUCCAUCCUGCUGCUGAGCCCAGGCUCUUCUGUUGUCAUUUGUUUUCUCGUUCCUGUCUUCCUCCUGCUGUUGACUGCAUGCAGAGAGAGGAGGCUGCAUGUGUGUGGAAUGACUAACCCAUCUAACUUUGCGUGUCCGUGUGAGUCAGUAUGUGUGUCACAUCAUUCAGACCUACUGAUCUGACUAACUCUCCACUCCACACACUCACAUACUCACACACAAUCUAACCCAUCACCCCUACCCCCUCACACACUUUAACCCCCAACACCAUCAUCACUACUAACAUCUUGUUUAUCACUAAACUCUACACUACUAACCGCAUUAACACCAUUUACUAUCACACUACUAAAUACCAUUACUAACACACUACAAACUACUAUUCUACUAACCUGGAACUGACUACUAACUACUAGCUAACACACUAACAGCUACACGCUCACUAACACACUAACUGAUUGUGGCUGCUGAGCCUCUGUUGAGGCCUUACUAACACUUGCCUGAUUUACCUGGUUAGCUACUGAUGUUAAUGCUAUAUAGUCAGGGUAAUCCUUGUUAGCUACUGAUACUAGUGUUAUAUAGUCAGGGUAGUCCUGGUUAGCUACUGAUGCUAAUGCUACCUAUAGCCACUGUAAUCCUGGUUAGAUACUGAUGCUAAUGCUACCUAUAGCCAGGGUAAUCCUGGUUAGCUACUGAGGCUAAUGCUACCUAUAGCCUGAGCUAGCUACACAUGUUACUGUAAACUACCCAGUGGGUUAGCCUUUGUUGCUAAUCAACAACAAGCUUGUUUGCGUUUUAUAGAACCAAUGUUAUUCCUUUGGUUGUUCUCAUGGCAGAUCGAUUACAAUUGGUCCUUGCAAAAAGAUCAAGAGGUGUUGUGGAUUCACUGACAAAGAAGACUGAGUGCUGCUUUUCUUUAGCAUCAACGUUGCCAUAAGAAGUUAAAACUCGACACAUAUCUUAUUACUGCUUUAACUGGAGCCUGAAAAUGAUUGAAAAUAGCAUUUAUUGGGUGACUAGAUUCCCUAAUGCACAAUAGGGGACAUUGCUUUGGGGCAGAUUCCGCCUCACGUUGAGCAGAGUAAGCUCAAUACACCUAGUAGGGUUGGGUGGUAUCCAGAUUUUCAUACCGUCAUACAGUUUCUGUACCAUAUCGGGGUAUAUGGUAUUACCGGAACAGCACACGCUAUACUUAAAAAAAAAAAAAAAAUUAGUGCAGCAGGGAUCUUGAUCCAGGAGGGUAUUGAAUGCCUCUAUUCUGGGUACCAGUCGUUUUAGCUAACAUUCCACUCUUUUCCACUCCAUGUCAUUGCCAAAGAGACUGGCCUUUCGGCAAUCUCAACGUUCAAUAUGUUGCUGGAUUUAUGGCGGAGUUGCUCAUUGGUUGUUGGAAAUAACAUGAAUGUUUUCCUUGACAACAUGUCGAGCCUCGAAAAUAGAAUUACAAUUAUAACAAAAUCAAAAACAAACAUUUAGCUGUUAGCUAGGCAAGUUGUUGUAUUUUGAGGCUUAAAAUCAAAGCAAAGAGGUUUUGUGGUUGGAAUUGCAGUAGCCUAUAUAUUUAGUUUGAGAAUUUAGACAUGAGCUAGCAACUUUUGACAGACUGGUUUUGUCUGGACAAACAGAAAAUGGUUGCUUAGCAACCAGAUACCAACGUGUUUUGUGGAGAAAUAAAGUGACCAAUAUUUGGAUAAUCAUUGUGAUUGGAGGAUAGCUGUGAGGGUUAUCGAAUUAGGUUCAACUCCUCUAUAUAGAAUGUUCAUAUUUGAAAAUGGCAGAAAGGCCAGUCUCUAUGGCAAUGGCAUGGAGUGGAAUGUUAGCUAAAGAGACUGGUACUCAGGCUAGAAUGUCUCUGCUGUAACCAAUAAGCUUGAUCUUCACAUCUAGCCACUUAGCUAGCAAGUUAGCAAACCAAAUGCAAAGCUGGAGCCCUGAGCUGGACAUAAUUAAUUGAUACAUCUUAGAUUUCUUAUAGUUAUACAUAACUUAUAGUUAUAAGCAGUGGUGUAGCACACACUCCCGCAGCCCCCGGGAGGCGGGGGUGCCCCCAAUGGUAUUGAAAAUCGUAUCGUCGAUAUUUCGAAUUACCCCAGUAUAUGGUAUAAAGGGUUAUCGCUUAAGCCUAACAGCUACUCUCUUGCCUUGUGCUCGUGGUGAUAUUUAGGCAGAACAGCAGAGAAUGUAUGCUUUUUGCGCUCUUCAGAGUGGAGAUACAGAAGUGAGGCAAUGAAUCUACAAGAAACACCUCCACCAAUUCGUCAACACACCAUUGUCUGUGGAUGAAAUGGGGAGUUUCACAUUCCCUCCAUGCAAUGCUCCACGCAAGAAGUAUAAAUUACCUAUUAGUCAGCUAAUAUUAACUACGUGGCUAGCAAUGCUACGCUAAUACCAUACCUGGCAAAAUAAUGAACGUAGAUCGCUAGCGUGUAGCUAAAUAUUGGAACUGACUGUUAAGAUUCAUAUUGCCACGAGGAAAGAAAUGUAUGGGUGAAGGUCACACCCAGGGCAGAAUUUAGAUGCAUAGAAUCUUGUCCAUGAUGCCCCGAGGGCAAAGGACUUCAAGCACAAAUUGGUUAAAUGGUUUUAGGGCAGUGUUGUAGUAAUCGAGUCUAGGACUCUACGAUUUCCAUGACUUGGAGCUUGACUCGGACUUGGCCAUUGUUGACUUGAACUUGGACUCGGACUCAAAGACUUGUGACUUUGUCAGGUAAAUUCUCUCCCUAGCAUUACAUGUAUAUCCAGUGCAACAUCCUAGCUACAACAGCAAAUGUUAGGUAGCUAAAGUAUUAGCUAAACAUUUCAAAUGAUUAACUUAUCUUGAAAGAUUUUUGGACCGCAGCAUUUAGCACUAACAAGGGAAUUGUGACUCGACUAGAGCUUGUGUAUAAAGGACACGGACUUGGACAUUUGUUCUGCCUCCAUGACAGAUCUGCCCUGAGAACGGAGUUGGUUCCAUAAUACUCCAACGAGCCCAAACCACCUCAUGACACAGACAGGAAACAGGUCCAAACACAGCUAAACCAAUGAAAUCAGAGAAUAAACACAGUUAGACCAAUCAAAUCACACAAACCAAACACAGCUAGACCAAUCAAAUCACAGACCAGUUCCAAACAACUGAACAACCAAUCUAAUCCAACUGACCAACCAAUCCACUGACCAACCAACCACAGCCAAGACCAGACCACCUCCCCAGACCCUACCAAGCCAGAAGGGGGCAGACUAAUUCGGCUGGCUAGCGCGUAGCGCUGCAUUUGGUGUGAGUAUAGCGUGUCCUUUCCCUGUGCUUUGUUGUAUAGGUGACAAUCUCUGUGGACGGCAUUCUGACCACUACGGGCUACACCCAGGAAGACUACACCAUGUUGGGCUCAGAUGAUUUCUUCUACGUGGGAGGAAGUCCCAGUACUGCCGACCUCCCUGGAUCUCCUGUUAGCAACAACUUCAUGGGCUGCCUCAAAGAGGUGGGGAGUACACACAUACACACUAACACACUUGUACACAUCUAUACAUCAUACACAUGCAUACACAGAUCUACAUUUGCAAAUAUCAUUCACAUACAGAGCUAGGCCUACAGGCUUAUCUACACACUCAUGAUCCCAUACUCUAUACAGUAAUAAGGGACACAGAGAGAUACACACACAUUUGACAGCGACACACAAACACACACACACACAUUUGGCAGAGGCACACACACCCAUCCUCCCAUGUGCAGGCUGCAGCAUCAGAGAGAAUCAGCGAUGAGUGUUGCUGAGGGAGCAGACGCAGCGCUAAGCGCUAACAUGCUAAUUAGCUCUGCCACUGAGACCCUCUAUCCAUCCGCUCUGCUCCAAAAAAGGGCCAACAGCUCACACACACACACACACACACACACACGGACAUAUGCACACAAAUGCAUGUGCACAUACACACACACACACACAAAUAAACAGACACAUAAAAACUCACAAACAAACAAACUGACAGAUGAUGUGCCAACAGAGUGAUAUCAGUAAUAGUAGCAUGUGGGGGGGGGGGGGGGGGGGGGGGGGUUAUUCUAUCCUUGUGGGUACCUAAAAUCCCCACAAUUCCCCACAAGGAUAGUAAAACAAGGAAAAUUCACCUUGUGGGGACAUUUCACACAUCCUCAUGAGGAGAGAGGUUUUUUAAGCUUAGGGGUUAGGUUUAGGGUUAGGGUUAGUAUUAAGGUUAUGGUUAGAAUUAUGGUUAACGUAAGGGUAAGGGGUUAGUGGUUAGGGUUAGGAGUUAGGUUUAGGGGUUAAGGUUAGGGAAAAUAGGAUUUUGAAUGGAAAUUAAUUUUAGGUCCCCACGAGGAUAGAAGAACAUAACGUGUGUGUGUGUGUGUGUGUGGUUGAUUGGGACUGAUGGUGUUGUAGGCAGGCUGCUGUCAGAGAUACAUUUACAUAUUGAAUGUGAUCAUAUGCUAAUCCAUGGGAAAUAAUUAAGAUGUACGACUGAACACACUCGCAAGACUGAUCAUCAGCCCUGUACAACAUUUCAUGCACACCAACACACAAACCCAUGCACAUACACACACAUAUAUACACACAAGCACAUUCUUUCUCUCCCUCACACACACACACAAAAGGGUAUUUCAGUGAUGCGUAUUGCUGAGUUCUGCACAGUUCACAGACAAAGGUCUGACGUAUGAAAGCAGAAUGUUUGUGUGUGUGUGACAUUGCAGCCAUAAUAAUGCUGCUCACAUACUUGGAGACAAGGAUGGAGAGAGAAAGAGGUUCUAUAUUGAACCCUAAUAAACUGAAGCCUUGCGCUGCACCUCAUAAGUUAUUCUUCUCCUCGUCUCCUCUCCUUGUCUUCUCUCCUUUAGCUAGACUGGUAUGGAAACACAAGUUUGGAGGAAGCAACAUGACAUAGCUACCUGAGGCUUCGCUUCUCCUGUCCAACUAGCUCUGAUCAUUGUGACUAAAGGAGAGGAGACAAGGAGAGGGGGAUAACAGACUAUUGAUUUGCACUCUUGCUCUCUCCCCUAACCUCUUAUCCCUGACCUUUACCCUGACCCUUCAACCCUGACCUCUAGGUGGUGUAUAAGAACAAUGAUGUACGGUUGGAGCUGUCUCGGCUGGCUAAGCAGGGAGAUGCUAAGAUGAAGGUAAGACACCAUAGUUUCUUCACUGGUCUCAAAACAUAUCCUAACCCUUUAGUAGUCUAUUGCUGCACAGCUCUAUUCCUCACUGUUUCACUUUAUUUUAUUGUGUCUAUUUGAUGUCAAAUAUGUGUUAAAUGCUCUUUCCCAUCCAUCAGGUGAGCGGUAUAGUGGCGUUUAAGUGUGAGAGUGUGGCAACCCUCGAUCCUGUGACCUUUGACACCCCAGAGUCGUUUGUGGCAUUGAGCAAGUGGAGCGCCAAGAAGGCGGGGUCAAUCUCCUUUGACUUCAGAACGACAGAACCCAACGGAUUGAUGCUCUUCAGCCACGGGAAACCACGACAGCAGCAACGCAAAGACCCCCGCACACCCCCCACCCUAAAGGUAAGGACACGUACACACACACACAUAAACCACACACCGACCCUCGCACCCACCGCACCGUAAAGGUAAUGACACACACACGUUCAUAUUAUAUUGAUGUUUAUACUGUUGUUGAUAUUUAUAUUGUACUGUUUUUUUCUAUUGUUGCCGUUACUGUUGCAGGUGGAUUUCUUUGCCAUCGAGAUGCUGGACGGUCACCUGUACUUGCUGCUGGACAUGGGCUCAGGAACCACCAAGACCAAGGCCAUCGACAGGAAGGUCAACGAUGGGGAGUGGUACCACGUCGACUUCCAGAGGGAUGGACGCUCAGGUAUCUUAUUUAUUUAUUUGAUUUAACCUUUAUUUAACCAGGUGUAGGAGCCAUUUAUCAUGUUUUGUGUUAUAUUUAUUUUAUCCCUAUAUCUACCUAUACUUACACUAUAUAUACAAAAGUAUCUGGACACCCCUUCAAAUCAGUGGAUUCGGCUAUUUCAGCCACACCCGUUGCUGACAGGUGUAUAAAAUCGAGCACUCAGCCAUGCAAUUUCCGUAGACAAACAUUGGCUGUAGAAUGGCUUUACUGAAGAGCUCAGUGACUUUCAACGUGGAACCUUUCCAACAAGUCAGUUCGUCAAAUCUCUGCCCUGCUAGAGCUGCCCCGGUCAAAUGUAAGUGCUGUUAUUGUGAAGUGGAAACAUCUAGGAGCAACAACGGCCCAGCCGCGAAGUGGUAGGCCACACAAGCUCACAGAACGGGAAGGCAGAGUGCUGUAGUGCGCAGUGAGUAAAAAAAACUGUCUGUGCUCGGUUGCAACACUCACUACUUAGUUCCAAACUGCCUCUGGAAGCAACAUCAGCACAAGAACUGUUCUUCGGGAGCUUCUAUUGCCGAGCAGCCGCACACAAGCCUAAGAUCACCAUGCACAAUGCCAAGCGUCGGCUGGAGUGGUGUAAAGCUCGCCGCCAUAGGACUCAUGAGCAGUGGAAAAGCGUUCUCUGGAGUGAUGAAUCACGCUUCACCAUCUGGUAGUCCGACGGACGAAUCUGGGUUUUGCGGCUACCAGGAGAACACUACCUGCCCCAUUACAUAGUGCCAACUGUAAAGUUUGGUGGAGGAGUAAUAAUGGUCUGGGGCUGUUUUUCAUGGUUCGGGCUAGGCCCCUUAGUUCCAGUGAAGGGACAUCUUAAUGCUACAGCAUACAAUGACAGUCUAGACGAUUCUGUGCUUCCAACUUUGUGGCAACAGUUUGGGGAAGGCCCAUUCCUGUUUCAACAUGACAAUGCCCCCGUGCACAAAGCGAGGUCCAUACAGAAAUGGUUUGUCGAGAUCGGUGUGGAAGAACUUGACUGGCCUGCACAGAGCCCUGACCUCAACCCCAUCGAACACCUUUAGAAUGAAUUGGAACGCCGACUGCGAGCCAGGCCCCGCAGCAAUGUUCCAACAUCUAGUGGAAAGCCUUCCCAGAAGAGUAGAGGCUGUUAUAGCAGUAAACGGGGGACCAACUCCAUAUUAAUGCCCAUGAUUUUGGAAUGAGUGUACCUGUACCUGUUUAGCACCUGACUGCUUAUAUUUUGCUGCCAGGCGAUUGUGUGGGUGGGAACUAGUCUGCCUGGGAACACAGACAACUUUCAACCGUAUCGUACUCUUUUUGAACAAUGACAGAAGAAGAGAAGGAAAAUAAAUGGACUAAACGUAUUCUUGGAUUUCUGUCUUUUAUUCGAUUGUGCGUAUUGGAAUUAUCCCCAGGUCACUACCCAGCUAGCAAAUUUGUUUCCUUAGAAGUUGUGGGAACGUACGUUUUUGGUUUCCCAUUCGUUCUGGGAACGAAUCCAUACGUUCCUGACUGGUAAAUCUGAAAGUUUUUUAAACGUUCUGAGAACAGAAGUGAACAUUUAGCCUAUUCUGGGAACUUUCGUUUUUGGGUUGCAGGGAGGUUCUGAUAACAUUUUACUCUGGUUCCUUGAAAGUUUUCCUGGGAGGUUUUAAUAACUCCCUGAGAACAGAAAUUAUAGGUUAGUUGGAGGUUUUUGAAUAACUUCCUUAAAACUUUCACAGCUAGCUUGCUUUGGGCUAACUUUUUUUUAACUCCAAGCUCAGAUAGGACACAUGGAAAUUAAUUUCCUUAGGCAUUAAUCAUGCACAUUUCUUUUUUAUUGUGACACAGCAUCAGUGAGUUUCAAACCAAUAAUCUUCUGUUCUUAAUCCAUGGAAUUAGUUCGCUGCGCCACCAGGAAGGAGCUUGCAUGCCGUGUUUUUUUUACGCAUACAAAUAGAGAAAACCUGUAGGAAACCUGGGGAAACCUGUAGGAAAUGUUAUGCUGAAGUACUGAAAUUCCCACAGAAGAACGUUGUUUCUUAACGUUCUUGGAACAAUUUGAGAACAUGACUUUAAAUAGAACCAUGAGGAAACCUGUGGGAAACAUUAUGCUGAAGUACUGAAAUACCCACAAAAGAACGUUGUUUCUUAACGUUCUCUGAACUAUUUGAGAACAUUCCCAAUGUCAAACCAGUCCAAAAUGUAUAAUUAAAUGUAACCAUGUUUGAACUUUUAGAAAACAUUAAAGUGCCUAGUCACUUUAGCCCUACCUAUAUGUGCAUCGCUACUUCAUUUACCUCGUACCCCUGCACAUCGACUCGAUACUGGUACCCCCUGUAUAUAGCCAUGUUAUUUUUACUCAUCAUUGUUAUUCGUUAUUCACUGUGUAUUUAUUCCUCAUAUCACUAUUUCUAUUAUUUUAUUUAAAUUAUCUUUAACUCUGCAUUGUUGAAAAAGGACCCGUAAGUAAGCAUUUCACUGUUGGUCUACAUCUGUUGUUUACGAAGCAUGUGACAUAUAACAUUUGAUUUGAUUUGAAAUACCCCAAAAAAGAAAAAUAUCAAGUUCGUUAAAUGUGCUGAGAAUGUUCCAAAAACAAGCAACUAUCCUGCACCAUUCCCAGAACGUUGUGGGAAGGUUAUCUGCAAAAUAAACAUUGGACAACCAUGCUCUCACCAAGCUCUAAGAAACAUCUGGUUCUCAGAAUGUUAUGUGCUAGCUGGGUAGUAAGUGACAUCAUAACUUUUUGGGUUUUUGCCAUUACACCGGGCAAGUAAAUUAAGAACAAUUAUUUAUUUACAAUGACGGCCUGGCAAGUGUUGAGGGGCAGAGGGUGAAGGUCUUUUAACAUUUACAUUAACAUUUACAUUUUAGUCAUUUACCAGACUCUCAACUUACAGUCAGUGCACCCUAAUCAUUGACCUCCCUUAACCCUAACCUGUGUGUGUGUAGGUACUAUCUCAGUGAACUCACAGCGUACAGCGUACACGGCUCCAGGGGACAGUGAGAUUCUAGACCUGGAUGAUACUCUGUACCUGGGAGGAUUACCCGAGGACCGCCAAGGACUCAUCUUCCCUACUGAGGUGUGUGUGUGUGUGUGUGUGUCUAUGUGUGUGUGUUCGCUCACUUGAGUGUAUCGUGUGUGUGUGUGUAAUCUGUGUGUCUCUCCUUCUCUCUGUAGGUGUGGACAGCGUUGUUGAACUACGGCUAUGUGGGCUGUGUGAGAGACCUGUUUGUGGACGGUCAGAGUAAGGACAUCCGUCGUCUGGCUGAGGCUCAGAGGGCUGUAGGGGUUAAACCCUCCUGCUCCAGAGAGCCUCCUAAACAGUGUCUGUCCAACCCCUGCCAACACAGCGCCACCUGCAGGUACUACUGUACUACUGCACCGCCACUUACUCAAGUCACGUCUACUGUACUGUAUGGAACUAUUUUGAUGUAUGCUUGACUGUUUCUAAAGGACUUCCUGCACUUUUAACUGAGUUCUAGACAGAAAGAAGACAUAUUCUAGACAUAUUUACAGAAUGUAUUUAAAAAAUAUAUAUAAUAAUAUUGUCACAUACACCGGAUAGGUGUAUUCUUCACCUUGUUGGCAACCUUUCUCUUACUGGCCCAACCGCUAGGUUACCUGCCGCCCGUUAUCAAUAAAGCACCUUGAAUUAAUAUAUUUAAUUUAGCAGAUGCUUUUAUCCAAAGCGACUUACAUGUGUGCAUAUAUUGUACGUAUGGGUGGCCCUGGGAAUCGAACCCACAACCCUGGCGGUGAAAGUGCCAUGCUCCACCAACUGAGCCAUACAUGACCCUUCACUAAGCCCGCCCCAUAAUUUUGGCCAACCAAUCGCAGCACUCCAUUGGAUAACAACUGCCGCUAACCAAGCUCGAGUCCGGUGCCUAGGACAAGCCUUAGUGGAGGGUGAAUUGAGGAAUUCCAGUGUUUGUAGUCUGAACUACUCUGGCAUGACCCUUGUCUUGACACUUGACCUUUACCUUCUGCAGGGAGGGCUGGAACAGAUAUGUGUGUGACUGCUCUGGGACUGGAUACCUGGGACGGGCCUGUGAGAGAGGUGAGCGGGUGGGGAGUGAGGGAGGGAUGGAGAGAGGAGGAAGGAGGUGGGAUUACUUAGUCUCUGGUUUAUUAAAGCAUUGUCUACUGUAUAGUUACUACCUCUGAACAGUCAUACUGAACCAAUAAAACAUAUAAAAAGAGACAGACCGAGAGAGAUGAAAGAAGGAAGACUGAGUGAGUGAUGGAUGAAGUGAAUCCCUUAGAGACAGGGAAAGCUGAAGAGAGAGACAGAUGGAGAAAAGAAAGAUGAGUCAGAGAGAGGGAGGAGAGAGAGCAUGUUGUCAUGGUGAAGCAGCUGAUUCUGUUACCAUGGUAAUUCAUUUUCUUGCCAAUAUCUAACAAACACACACACCUCAGAUCUGUCCUCUAUAGGGAGAUGAAAUUGAAAAAUGUGUGUGUGAGAGAGAGCGAGGGUCAGCCUCAGUAACUGGUGGUUCAGUGGAUUAAAGGAUGGACAGAUGGAGAAACAGAUGGAGAGAGUGAUUGGCCAUGUUUACUCCUACCUGCAGUUCUACUUCUUUCUAUGUCUCUCUUUCUCUCCAUCUCUCUCACUCUAUCUCUCUCUUUUUGUCCCCAAUAUUCUCGCAGAUCUGUUUGUUUCUUCAGUUUUAAUCCAGAACAGUCGUCACAAGGACACGUUCAGACAUACUGCCUUCAUCAGCAUCCAUCCUUCUCCAUCUCCUGCCUCUCCCACCCUCUCCCACCCUCUCCCACCCUCUCCCUCCCUCUCCCUCCCUCUCCCUCCCUCUCCCACCCUCUCCCACCCUCUCCCUCCCUCUCCCUCCCUCUCCCUCCCUCUCCCACCCUCUCCCACCCUCUCCCUCCCUCUCCCUCCAUCUCCCUUUUUCUACUACCCUCCUCAGUCAGGUUCUCUGCUGAAGCGCCAUUUUAUCAUUUCAAUUAGUCAGCUGUUUAGAAAUUACUCAGGUGUGUGUGUAUGUGCACUUGUAUGUGUUAGUUAGUUAGUUAUGUUAUCGUGAUGUAACAGGCUAACCUCCAGUUAAUGAGGAUUCAUUUGCAUUUUAGCCAAAAGCUUUUCUCCCGCUCUUCCACUCUCUUCCUCUCUCGCCUUCUCCCUAUCUCUCCUUUGCUCUAGCCUUCCUCGCUUUACUGAACACUCCUCUGUUCCCUCUGAAAUGCACUCCCUUAUUCACAUUCACACACACACAGACUCUGAGCUCAUUAGUAUGCAUGAGGCCUCUCUCUUCCUGUUCUCUUGUUUUCGCCUCCAACGGUCUUCCACGGAAACAGAGAUAGGAGGAGAGAGAGAGAGGAGGGAGAGAGAGAUGAACGAAGGAGCUUUGAAUUUUAUAUUUUCUGGCAUUUAAAUCAAACUGGAGACACUGUUUGAUCUGGAUUGGUCUGGAUUGGUCUAGACUGGUCUGGACUGGUCUGGACCUGUUUUUUCUUGUCACUGGCAGAUAUUCAUGUCUUCUUCUGCUUCACUCCUUUCUUCCACCCCCCCCCCCCCCCCCCCCCCCCACUUCUCUAGAUGCGACCAUCCUGUCCUAUGAUGGUAGUAAAUUUAUGAAGGUCCAGUUGCCCGUAGCGAUGCACACCGAGGCGGAGGACGUGUCACUACGGUUUCGCUCCCAGCGAGCCUACGGUGUUCUCAUGGCAACAACAUCACGGAACUCAGCCGACACGCUCCGACUGGAGCUGGAUGGGGGCCGUGUCCGCCUUACUGUCAACCUAGGUACACACAGAUACUGUCAACCUAGGUACACACAGAUACUGUCAACCUAGGUACACACAGAUACUGUCAACCUAGGUACACACAGAUACUGUCAACCUAGGUACACACAGAUACUGUCAACCUAGGUACACACAGAUACUGUCAACCUAGGUACACACAGAUACUGUCAACCUAGGUACACACAGAUACUGUCAACCUAGGUACACACAGAUACUGUCAACCUAGGUACACACAGAUACUGUCAACCUAGGUACACACAGAUACUGUCAACCUAGGUACAUACAGAUACUGUCAACCUAGGUACACACAGACAAUGUCAACCUAGGUACACACAAACACAUUUUGUUAGCCUAGAUACACACAAGCACACAGACACUGUCAACCUAAGUGCACAUAAACAUUUACACCAAAAUCUGAUAUUACACACAUACACAAACACUCACAUCCACUCUAUUGUACUGUACUGUAUUGUCUGUCUGUCUGCCUGUGUAUUGUUGAACAGAGGGUUGGUCCUCACGGUCCGAGGCUGCAUUCUCUGCUUACUCCCAGAUGACCACUGCACCCCUAAGUUCACACACACAGAUGCAGGGGUGUGUGUUGGUCUCUGAUUGUAGCAUCUGCGUCUCUGCUGUGGUUGACGACACCCGACACACUGAGGUAUUAUGGGAACUAUGACCUCUGACCUCCCAUGAGCCUCUGCUCCACCAGGGGCGGGAUUUGGUACUCUGUUGCUAGGUGACGGAAAUAUGGGGCCAUGCCCACCUCAGUGUCCUGAUGUUAUGGAUGUCAUGGUCACUGAGGCCGUCACUCUGACCUAGAGUAGCCAAAGACACACCGGUUAAACUGAAACCUCUCAUUCUCCCUCAGCCAAUUACAUAGCAAGCCAAUUCAGAGAUCCACUAAUCUUAUCUGCUGGAUUCACUGUGCUGUUAUGCCAUUUGCUCAGAGCAGAUUGCAGACAGCCAUGUCCCCUGCUCUGAUUGGCCCAUAACCCCCUCCAACUUGCCCCCAGGAGGCGGGGAGAGUGUAUGUUCUCAGCGAGGUGUGUAGGGUGUGUUGGUGUGUUUGUCCCCAGCGCGUGGUAUUCUGUGUUUGUGCAGCGUUAACCCUCUGCUCUGCUCUCCCUCCAGACUGUAUCAGGAUUAACUGUACCGCCAGUAAGUCACACUCCAUCUCACACUACCUCUCAGUGUGUGUGUGUCUGUGCACGCGUGUUUGAAUUUGUGUGUGUGUUUGUGGAUGUGUGUGUGUGUGACUGUGUGAUUCUGCUAGAGUCCAGGGUUACUAAGGCAGCCAUUUUAGAGAAAAGGCAAGAGAGUAGAGUCAGAGUGAGGAAAGAGGGGGGUGGGGGGUGUUAGUGAAGGAGGUGAGGGGGGAACAGGAAAAAGAAUGAGGUACAGAGGGAAGACAGAGAAGAGCAAAGGGGAGAGAGAGAGAGAGAGAGAGAGAGAGAGACGAGAGAGAGAGAUGAGACGUGAGGAGAGAGAGGAGAGAGAGAGUAGAGAUGAGGAGGGAGAGAGAGAGAGAGAGAGAGAGAGAGAGAGAGAGAUGUACAGAGGAGUGUGAAGGUGUGGUGUUCCAUCACGGUGAUUGUCUGAAAGCUUCUUAGGGCUUUUGGUUAAUUAUGUCUCCUUCACGCUGGAAACAAAAGACUCUCUAUCCCUCCAUCCCUUUACAUCCCUCCAUCCCUCCCUCCCUCUGUCUGAGGGCUUUGUUUGUCUGGAUGUUGUUUUCGUGACUUGAGCUCUGUGGUGUGUGUCCUUUCACCACGGAUGUCGACUCUAUGUCGGUAUCCUGGUACUGGCACAGGGAGAAGGUGCUGCCAUGGGAACAAUACUAGCCAACUAUCCUAUCUCCAUCUGCAGUAUGUAACAUAAUGCAUUUUAUAAGCAUAUCAAAACCUUCAAAUGGAUUAUGAUUUUCUAAUGAUCCUGAGUUAUCAGCCACUUUGAGUCAAAAAUACUGCCAUAGAAAGAGCUUAAUAUUCUGAGUUGAUUAUAAAACAUAAAAAGAGUUGAUGAUAAUGUCACCAUUCAGUCUAUGGGCGUGCAAAAGGACAAUCAAUUAUAUUACAUACAUUUGAUUUGUAUAAGUCCCAUGGACAUUGGUUCCGCAAUUAGCCACUCUUCCAUGACCAUAUUUCAUGUCCUGUGAGUGAGUGAAUGUGUGUCCUGGCUGUUCUCAGGUUGACAUGGAUCACUGCCUCACAUAAGCCCAUUCACCCCAUCACACACACACACACAUACACUCAGGCAGUGAUCCAUGGUAACAGGAUGAGAUGCUCUUGCCCAGAGCACAGCUGAGACUCCUCAGGGGAGCCCUCUGUCCUCUCCUGAAAACUAAUCACACCUAACAUACCUCGCACACACUCACACAUGCAUGUACACACACAGAGAGACCUCACACAUGCGGCAAUAUGCUAUGUGUAUGUGUGUGUGUCAUGGUGCUGACAUUUCCCACAGCAAAAUCUGUCAGGCUGUUUACCUCUCGCCUUAUCAUCACCCCCCCCCCCCCCCCCACACACACACACACACACACACACUGACACACUGGUCUAGCCUGGGGAGAUUUCACUAUUUGAGAGAGAGAGAGAAGAAAGACUGACAGGGAGAGACAGUAAAUGAGGAGAGAUGGACAGAGACAGAGAACGAGGAGAGGGGGGAUGAAAGGAGGGAAAGAGAGAGGGACACAGAGAGAGAGAUGGACAGUGAGACAAAGAGCGAGAGAAAAGGGCAGGGAAAAAGAGAGAGAUGUAUGGAGAAUAUUCCUCCUGCUGAAUGCCAGCUCUACGUCCAGCCCUUCUAGCUACAGGGCUGAGUAUCUAGUGCCACCAUGUGGCCAGAAACGGUAGGACACUAUGGCAGGAGACAUGGUGUGUGUGUGUGUGUGUGUGUGUGUGUGUGUGUGUGUGUGUGUGUGUGUGUGUGUGUGUGUGUGUGUGUGUGUGCCUGCCUACCUGUGUGCCUGUGUGUGUGUGUAUGUGUUAACCCUACAGUGUGUGUGGGUGUGUGAAAAUAUGCCUAAGGUAUUUGUGUGUGUACAGGUAUGUGUGUGUAUUAACUAACUGGAGUGUGUGUAGGUAAGGGUCCAGAGACCAUCUUUGCGGGGGUGGGGCUGAAUGAUAAUGAGUGGCACACGGUCAGAGUGGUGCGUCGUGGGAAAAGCCUCAAACUCACCGUCGACGACCUGCAACCUGUAGAAGGUAACCAUAGCAACCCCCCAACACUGUCAACCCUGACCUUUCAGUUCUAACCUUAACCGCUGAUCUCAAACCCAUAACCUGCAGACCUGGCUCAAAUACAUACAAGCACUUGAAGUGUCUUGUAUUUAGCUUACCUGGUCCAAUGUAACCAAUGGAAUAGUCCCAAAAGUGCAAACUCCACUCUCCCGGCACUCUGGUCAAGCUAAAUCAAGCGCACCUCAAGUGUUUGAAUGUAUUUGACACCGGUCUGCUACCUCUCCCCUGACCCCUGACCUCUAACCCCUCCAGGUCAGAUGGCAGGCGACCACACCCAGCUGGAGUUCCACAACGUGGAGACAGGCAUUGUGACAGAGAAGCGCUUCAUGCCCGCUGUGCCCUCCAACUUCAUAGGGCACCUGCAGGGCCUCACCCUCAACGGGAUGCCUUACAUAGACCUCUGUAAGGACAGAGUACACACACACCUUACACACACCCACACACGCCUUACGCACACCUUUCACCAGGGGUGUCAAACAUACAGCCCGUAGGCCGGUGGUUUGAGUAAAAAUAAAUAUAUAUGUGUACAAAACAUUAAGGACACCUGCUCUUUCCAUGACAUAGAUUGACCAGGUAAAUCCAGGUGAAAGAUGAAAGCUAUGAUUGCUUAUUGAUGUCACUUGUUAAAUCCACUUCAAUCUGUGUAGAUGAAGGGGAGGCGACAGGUUAAAGAAGGAUUUUUAAGCCUUCAGACAGUUAAGACAUGGAUUGUGUGUGUGUGCCAUUCAGAGGGUGAAUGGGUAAGACAAAAGAUUGAAGUACCUUUGAACGGGUUAUGGUAGUAGGUGCCAGGCGCACCAGUUUGUGUCAAGAACUGCAACGCUGUAGAGUUUUUCACACUCAACAGUUUCCCUUAAUGGCCAUGUACUCUUAUAAUCGCCUGGUUCCUCUCUAGGUUUCUUCCUAGGUUCCUGCCUUUCUAGGGAGUUGUUCCUAGCCACCGUACUUCUUCAUCUGCAUUGCUCUUUGGGGUUUUAGGCUGGGUUUCUGUAUAAGCACUUUGUGACAUCUGCUGAUUUAAAAAGGGCUUUAUAAAUUAAUGUGAUUGAUUUGAUUGAUUUCCCAUGUGUAUCAAGAAUGGUCCACCCCCCCCCAAAGGAUAUCCAGCCAACUUGACACAACUGUGGAGUCAACAUGGAGUCAACAUUGGAGUCAACAUGGGCCAGCAUCCCUGUGGAAUGCUUUCAACACCUUGUAGAGUUCAUGCCCCACACAUUGAGACUGUUCAAAGGGAAAGGGGAAAGUGUUCUUAAUGUUUCAUACACUCAGUUGGGGAAAACGAACUCAAUAUACUUCACAAUGACUAAAACCAAAUAGAAACUGUAUAGAAAAGAAAAUAAUUCUACUGUAUAUUCAUACUGUUUCUUGACUGUGUCCAGCUUGCUAAUAAUCACCUAAAUGAAAGCUAGACAGUCAGGGAGCAUGGGAAAUUCCAAAAACGAUGGAUAGAGGACACUUUUCUAAAAAUGUUCACAGCGAGGAAAUAUAGGCAAUUUGUUGUGCGGCCCUCAGGAUCUUGUUGAAGACCGAAAAUUAGUUUGACACCCCUGGUUUACACACACCUCGCCCUCAACGGCAUGCCGUAGACCUCUGUAAGAACAGAGCAUUCACCUACCAACACUACUUAUACCCACACCUACACACACACCUUAAACAUACACAACUGCACUUACGCUGAAUGACACGCCAUACAUAGACCUCUGUAAGACCAGAGUACAGACACACCUUAUAUACACCUCACACUGGUAGGCAUGCCCUAUAGACCUCUGUAAGGAUAGAGUACACACGCCUACACACACCUUACACACACAUACAGUGCCUUCGGAAAGUAUUCAGACCCCUUGACCUUUUCCACAUUUUGUAACUUUACAGCCUUAUUCUAAAAUUGAUUAAAUUCAUUGUUUUCCUCAUCAAUCUACACAUAAUACCCCAUAAUGACAAAGCGAAAUCAGGUUUUUAGAAAUGUCUACAAAUAUAUUAAUAAUAAAAAACAGAAAUACCUUUACAUAAGUAUACAGACCCUUUGCUAGGAGACUCGAAAUUGAGCUCAGGUGCAUCCUGUUUCCAUUGAUCAUCCUUGAGAUGUUUCUACAACUUGAUUGGAGUCCACCUGUGGUAAAUUCAAUUGAUUGGACAUGAUUUGGAAAGGCAUACACCUGUCUAUAUAAGGUCUCACAGUUGACAGUGCAUGUCAGAGCAAAAACCAAGCCAUGAGGUCGAAGGAAUUGUCCGUAGAGCUCCGAGACAGGAUCGUGUCGAGGCACAGAUCUGGGGAAGGCUACCAGAAAAAUUCUGCAGCAUUGAUGGUCCCCAAGAACACAGUGGCCUGCAUCAUUCUUAAAUGGAAGAAGUUUGGAACCAUCAAGACUAGAGCUGGCUGCCCGGCCAAACUGAGCAAUCGGGGGAGAUGGGACUUGGUCAUGGAGGUGACCAAGAACCUGAUGGUCACUCUGACAGAGCUCCAGAGUUCCUCUGUGGAGAUGGGAGAACCUUCCAGAAGGACAACCAUCUCUGCAGCACUCCACCAAUCAGGCCUUUAUAGUAGAGUGGCCAGACGGAAGACACUCCUCAGUAAAGGCACAUGACAGCCCGCUUGGAGUUUGCCAAAAGGCACCUAAAGGACUCUCAGACCAUGAGAAACAAGAUUCUCUGGUCUGAUGAAACCAAGAUUGAACUCUUUGGCCUGAAUACCAAGCGUCACGUCUGAAUGAAACCCUCCACUAUCCCUACGGUGAAGCAUGGUGGUGGCAGCAUCAUGCUGUUGGGAUGUUUUUCAAUGGCAGGGACUGGGAGACUAGGUAGGAUAGAGGGAAAGAUAAACGGAGCAAAGUACAGAGAGAUCAUUGAUGAAAACCUGCUGCAGAGUGCUCAGGGCCUCAGACUGGGGCGAAGGUUCACCUUCCAACAGGACAACAACCCUAAGCACACAGCCAAGGCAACGCAGGAGUGGCUUCGGGACAAGUCUCUGAAUGUCCUUGAGUGGCCCAGCCAGAGCCCGAACUUGGACCAGAUCGAACAUCUCUGGAGAGACCUGAGAAUAGCUGUGCAGCGACGCUCCCCAUCCAACCUGACAGAGCCUGAGAGGAUCUGCAGAAAAUAAUUGGAGAAACAAAUACAGGUGUGCCGGGCCUCCCAAUUGGCUCAGUGGUCUAAGGCACUGCAUCGCACUGCUAGCUGUGCCACUAGAGAUCCUGGUUCGAGUCCAGCCGCGACCGGGAGAUCCAUGGGGCGGCGCACAAUUGGCCCAGCGUCGUCCAGGUUAGGGGAGGGUUUGGCCGGCAGGGAUGUUCUUGUCCCAUCGCGCACUAGCGACUCCUGUGGCGGGCCGGGCGCAGUGCACGCUGACACGGUCGCCAGAUGUAUGGUGUUUCCUCCGACACAUUGGUGCGGCUGGCUUCCGGGUUAAGCGGGCAUUGUGUCAAGAAGCAGUGCGGCUUGGGUUUCGGAGGACGCAGGGCUCUCGACCUUCGCCUCUCCAGAGUCCGUGCGGGAAUUGCAGCGAUGGGACAAGACUGUAACUACCAAUUGGAUUCCACGAAAUUGGGGAGAAAAAGGGGUAAAUUUUUUUAGAAUAAAAAUAAAUAAAUACAGGUGUGCCAAGCUUGUUGGGUCAUACCGAAGAAGACUCGAGGCUGUAAUCACUGCCAAAGGUGCUUCAACAAAGUACUCAGUAAAGGGUCUGAAUACUUAUGUUAACGUUUUUAUUUUUAAUAUAUUUGAUAAAAUUUCUAAAAACCUAUUUUUGCUUUGUCAUUAUGGGGUAUUGUGUGUAGAUUUAUGAGGGGAAAAACUAUUUAAUCAAUUUUAGAAUAAAGCUUUAACAUAACAAAAUGUGGAAAGGGGUCUGAAUACUCUCCGAAUGCACUGUACUUGAAUCAAUGUGUAGACAUGUCUACACACACCUUACACAUACAGUUGAAGUCGGAAGUUUACAUACACCUUAGCCAAAUACAUUUAAACUCUGUUUUUCACAAUUCUUGACAUUUAAUCCUAGUAAAAUGCCCUGUCUUAGGUCAGUUAGGAUCACCACUUUAUUUUAAGAAUGUGAAAUGUCAGAAUAAUAUUUAGAGAGAAUUAUUUAUUUCAGCUUUUAUUUCUUUCAUCACAUUCCCAGUGGGUCAGACGUUUACAUACACUCAAUUAGUAUUUGGUAGCAUUGCCUUUAAAUUGUUUAAUUUGGGUCAAACGUUUCGGGUAGCCUUCCACAAGCUUCCCACAAUAAGUUGGGUGAAUUUUGGCCCAUUCUCCUGACAGAGCUGGUGUAACUGAGUCAGGUGUGUAGGCCUCCUUGCUCGCACACGCUUUUUCAGUUCUGGCCACAAAUGUUCUAUAGGACUGAGGUCAGGGCUUUGUGAUGGCCACUCCAAUACCUUGACUUUGUUGUCCUUAAGCCAUUUUGCCACAACUUUGGAAGUAUGCUUGGGGUCAUUGUCCAUUUGGAAGACCCAUUUGCGACCAAGCUUUAACUUCCUGACUGAUGUCUUGAGAUGUUGCUUCAAUAUAUCCACAUAAUUUUCCUUCCUCAUGAUGCCAUCUAUUUUGUGAAGUACACCAGUCCCUCCUGCAGCAAAGCACCCCCACAGCAUGAUGCUGCCACCCCUGUGCUUCACGGUUGGGAUGGUGUUCUUCGGCUUGCAAGCUACCCCCUUUUUCCUUCAAACAUAACGAUGGUCAUUAUGGCCAAACAGUUCUAUUUUUGUUUCAUCAGACCAGAGGACAUUUCUCCAAAAAGUACAAUCUUUGUCCCCAUGUGCAGUUGCAAACCGUAGUCUGGUUUUUUUAUGGCGGUUUUGGAGCAGUGGCUUCUUCCUUGCUGAGCGGCCUUUCAGGUUAUGCCGAUAGGUCCUUUGCUGUUGUUCUUGGAUUGAUUUGCACUUUUCGCACCAAAGUAUGUUCAUCUUUAGUAGACAGAACGUGUCUCCUUCCUGAGCGGUAUGACGGCUGCGUGGUCCCAUGGUGUUUAUACUUGUGUACUAUUGUUUGUACAGAUGGAUGUGGUACCUUUAGGCGUUUGGAAAUUGCUCCCAAGGAUGAACCAGACUUGUGGAGGUCUACCAUUUUUUUUCUGAGGUCUUGGCUGAUUUCUUUUGAUUUUCCCAUGAUGUCAAGCAAAGAGGCACUGAGUUUGGUAGGCCUUGAAAUACAUCCACAGGUAUACCUCCAAUUGAUUCAAAUGAUGUCAAUUAGCCUAUCAGAAGCUUCUAAAGCCAUGACAUUUUCCAAACUUCUGACCAACUGGAAUUGUGAUACAGUGAAUUAUAAGUGAAAUAAUCUGUCUGUAAACAAUUGUUGGAAAAAUGACUUGUGUCAUGCACAAAGUAGAUGUCCAACCUGAGUGUAUGUAAACUUCCGACUUCAACUGUAAGUAUUGAACCCCCUGAGUCAAUACAUGUUAGAAUCACCUUUGGCGAUUACAGCUGUGAGUCUUUCUGGGUAAGUCUGGAUUAUGCAACAUUUGCACGUUAUUAUUUUCUAAAUUCUUCAAGCUCUGUCAAAUUGGUUGUUGAUCAUUGCUAGACAACCAUUUUUAGGUCUUGCCAUAGAUUUUCAAGCAGAUUUAAGUCAAAACUGUAACUCGGCCAUUCAGGAACAUUCACCGACUUCUUGGUAAGCGACUCCAGUGUAGAUUUGGCCUUGUGUUUAAGGUUAUUGUCCUGCUGAAAGGUGAAUUCAUCUCCCAGUGUCUGGUGGAAAGCAGACUGAAUCUUGUUGAUCCAUCCUCAGUUUUCUCCUAUCACUGCCAUUAGUAGCUAUUUUAAACUCACCAUUAGCCUCAUGGUGAAAUCCCUGAUUGGUUUCUUUCCUAUCCGGCAACUGAGGUAGGAAGGACGUCUGUAUCUUUGUAGUGACUGGGUGUAGUGAUUUACCAUCCAAAGUGUAAUUAAUAACUUCACCAUGCUAAAAGGGAUAUUCAAUGUCUGCAUUAUUUUUGACCCAUCUAACCAUAGGUGCCCUUCUUUGCAAGGCAUUGGAAAACCUCCCUGAAUCUGUUUGAAAUUCACUGCUCGACUGAGGGACCUUACAGAUAAUUGUAUGUGUAGGGUACAGAGAUGAGGUAGUCAUUCAAAAAUCAUGUUAAACACUAUUAUUGCUCACAGAGUCCAUGCAACUUAUUAUGUGACUUGGUAAGCACAUUUUUACUUUUACUUAUUUAUUUACACUCCUUACAUAGACCACUAAGACCAGAGUACACACACACAUCUCAUCCUUGGUCAUCUUGAUCCUAGGUAAGAAUGGUGACAUCGACUAUUGCGAACUGAAUGCUGUGAUUGGUUAUAAGAGCAUCGUGGCGGACCCGGUUACGUUCAGGUCACGGUCGAGCUACGUGACCCUGCCCACGCUCCAGGCUUACUACUCCAUGCACCUGUUCCUCCAGUUCAAAACCACCUCACCUGACGGACUUAUACUCUACAACAGAGGAGACGGAAACGACUUUAUAGUGUUGGAGCUGGUCAAAGGGUACGGCAUAAUUACUUAAUUAACUACCUAUUGAUACUAUAGUCUGUCUACUACUGAUACCGUACAACAGAGUAUAGCUAACUAGCUAACUACCUAUAGCUACUAUUUACAUUAAUGAUACUGUACAACAGAGGAUAGCUAACUAGUUAACUACCUAUAGCUACUAUUUACAUUACUGAUACUGUACGACAGAGGAUAGCUAACUACCUAUAGCUACUAUUUACAUUACUGAUACUGUACAACAGUGUAUAGCUAACUAGCUAACUACCUAUAGCUACUAUUUUCAUUACUGAUACUGUACAACAGAGGAGAUUAAAAUCACUUGGUGAAGGGACAUGUCAGAGUGAGACAACUAUCGACUCAUGGAUAUACAGUUCAUAUUAUAAUAUUCUAAUCCUAAUCACCUUCCGCAGCUACCUCCACUAUGUGUCCGACCUGGGGAACGGUGCUCACCUGAUCAAAGGGAACUCAAACUCUCCUCUGAAUGACAACCACUGGCACAACGUGCUCAUAUCCAGAGACACCAACAACCUGCACACUGUUAAGAUAGACACUAAGGUCACUACACAGACCACUAUGGGAGCCAAGAACCUGGAUCUCAAAGGUAACACACACACACCACACACACUGUACAUACCAUACUACCCUUCUACUACUAUGGAAUCUCUCUGCCUCAGCCCUUGUUCCCUAACAGCAGAGGGCAGUAUUGUCAGCUAAGAGAGAGACAGGUAUUGGUGCAUGGAGCUGUCACUCAAGUUGUGCUGUGCUCCUAUAGGUGACCUGUACGUAGGGGGAGUGGCUAAGGAGAUGUACCGGGACCUUCCCAAGCUCGUCCACUCCCGUGAAGGCUUCCAGGGUUGCUUAGCAACCAUUGACCUCAACGGCCAACUACCCGACCUGCUGGCCGAUGCUCUAGCUACCACCGGACAAGUGGAGAGGGGCUGUGAAGGUACACACACACACACAGGUACACACACACACACAAACCAUGAGUACCGACACAAAAAAAAGUAUAGAAAGACACACACACACCAGGACUUUCUCCUUACCAUUGCAUAUCAUAGCAUCUUUUUUUUAACUAAUUAUUUCGCUCUUGCUCCAGCUAACAGCUAUUUGUAUUAUGUUGGAGAUUAUCCCCCUUGCUUUGGCAUCUGUCUUUUUCUUCCAUCUUUCUCUCUCUUUCGCUCUCUCUGUUUUUUUGUUUGUUUUUUUACAGGCAUUUCUAUGCUUUGUUUUUACUAACCAUCUAAAAUAUUUUGCUUGUUGUUUUGUUUUUGUUUUCGGCUGACAAAAGUUGCAUUGAUGAAAGCUGACUUGCAAGGUAGAUCGCUGUGUGUGCGUGUAUGUGUCUGUGUGCGCUUGUGAUCGACUGGGUUCGAACCUGAGUCUCCUGCGCACCAUAAGUCUGUGUUAGCCUACUAAGCUAAAGUUUAGACAUUAGCUCAGCUAACGCAUGUGUUCAGGUCUCAGGCAAGGGUACUCGUUACGCGAGCAACCUCGGUUACACUUGUGGGUGCAUGUGUGUGUGGUGUGUUCUGACGUGACCUGUCCAGGUCACCGUAGUGACAUCAUCCCCUCAGUGACACCAUUACUGUUUAAUUUAGACCACACAACCUUCACCUCCUUCACUUGGAAGCAUGAUUCUAACCCCACCCCCUGCUUCUAACCCCACCCUCUUCUGUUUAACCCCUCCCUCCCUGAAUCUAACCUAGUGCUGGCCAACCUCAUGGACAGCUACAGGAUGUCCAGUGAAUUGGAAUUCCAAUUCAACAAUCCAAAAGUGCUAUUCAUUUUCAAUGAGGAUCAACUCUUAAAGGAAUGAUUCACAAAAAUGUUUGAAUUAAUGUUUGUUCUCUGGGCUGUUGUCGAUUUAACCAGAGCAUUUUUAAGGGCUUGUUCUGAUUAUUUUGUUACUUUCAGCAGCCUCUGGUUGACAUUAGCCUUUAUCGUUUAGAAGUUAAAGGAUUUGUCUUUCCAGGUCCCAGUACUACUUGUCAGGAAGACUCUUGCUCCAAUCAGGGCGUGUGUUUGCAGCAGUGGGAGGGAUUUAGCUGUGAUUGCAGUAUGACAUCAUUCGGAGGACCGCUCUGCAAUGACGGUGAGUCACCUUAUUUUUUUCUAUUCCUAUGUCCUAUUUCCUGUUUACUACUUUCAAUUUCCUGUUUACUACAUCCUGUUUCGGCUCAUUUGACAACAAGUCAUGUAAAUCUGUUGUCCACAGCGGGGACCACGUAUAUCUUUGGUCGUGACGGGGGUGUGAUUGUGUACACCUGGCCUCCUAACGAGCGCCCCAGUACACGGGCUGACCGGCUGGCGCUGGGCUUCAGCACACAGCAGAAACACGCUACGCUGCUACGGGUCGACAGUGCCUCGGGACUGGGGGACUAUCUACAGCUACAGAUAGUAAGGAUUACAUUGUUUAACACUUGCCUCUACAAAUCAGCACUCUGCUACACUACCAACUAUAACUCUUUCCCUUUCUCCCUUCCUAUCCUAUCCUCUUUCUCUAUCCCUAUUUGUCCCUCAAUCUCUCUCUCUCUCUAUGUCUCUAUUUUUCACUCCUCAGGAUAAAGGAAAUAUUAGAGUAGUGUUUAACGUGGGAACAGAUGACAUCAACAUUGAAGAGACUGCUAAAUUCGUUAAUGAUGGGAAGUACCACAUAGUUCGGUUUACCCGCAGCGGAGGCAACGCAACCCUGCAGCUGGACGACCUGCCAAUCAUAGAGCGUUACCCCUCAGGUAAGGACCGACCACAGCCUACACCUGCCUGUCACAGCCAAUCACACUAAAGGGCUUCGCUUCACUUCCUGAAUAAAAGGAAGUGACUAUAUAUCGUAACUGUUUCUUUCAGUUUUAAUAUAAGGAUGUUGUAAUGUUGCUGUUACUGAUGUUAUUACUACAUCAUAGCUACGUUACUAUUACAACUUGUGUUAUGACUUGCUGAAGAUCAAAUGUUUAUGUUAUGAUGUAAUUUUCCUGUUAAAACAUAAAAAAUAAAUAUGUAGUAACACUUCCCCUGUUGCCUUUACUCCAGGGAGUGUGUACUGACUGGUCAUUGAUGUUGCUAUGUUAAAUAGUGUGAUACAUAAAUGAACCAUGUAAACAUUUAAUACAAGUAGCAGUUGUGUUUUAUUUAAAAAAUAAAAUAAUAGCCAUUGGGGCAUUUGGCCAAACAGCAACACAAUAAAAAUGUCAUUUUCUGAGUAAACUAGACUGGGGAAAAAAACGAAGAGAACAAAUGAUUGUAUUUUUUUUUGUAUUGGGUUUUUAAACAUUUGUUGUUGUUUUUAUAUAAAAGUAGUAAUCAUAUAUUUUCGAGAGUUAUUUAGUUAUAUGUUAGCUAAAAGGCUAAACACUAGACAGAGAGGUGUAUGAGGGUUGAUCUGUUAGCUUUAACAGUGAUUAUCGUUAUUAUUAUUUUGUUUUAUCAAACUCUCUAAACCCAGUCAGAUGAGAUGUCUCCUGUCUGUCAGAUGUUAAUUAACUGUUUAAAUGUCUCUUUAAAUUAAAGCCCAUGAACAGAAAGUCAAUGUCCGCUCGCUGGUUGCUGCUCCUGAAUCUAACUCUUAUUGAAAUUAAUGACACAGCAACAAUGUUUGGACCGACUAACAGGACCUUGGUCAGGACUUUGACUUUCUCUUCAUGGCUGUUUAUUUUGUUGUCCAGCUCCUGUGCCAGGUGUUGAUGUGCGUAAUUACUGUGUUUUCAUCUUUAAAUUAAAGGCAACAUUGAUAACGAGCGCCUGGCCAUCGCUAGACAGAGAAUCCCCUAUCGACUCGGUCGAGUAGUUGACGAUUGGCUACUCGACAAAGGUAAAAACAUCAUUAAAAUUACUUAAAACUUUCAGCUUAAAAGUCAACCUGAAGCAAGUUGAAACUGUGACCAUCAACUAACAUCUAAAAUUAUAAAUCCAUAACUAAGUUUAAACGUUAUAGUAGCUGUUAGAGUGUAAUAUUGUCAGACUGUGUAAACUGUAGUGUAACUGUACUGUUCUGUAAUACACUACUUCACUGUAAACUGUAGAUAGAAAGGUUGAUAAAACCAGGUUAAAGGGACAAUGGAAAGAUUAAUCUGAAUAAAUGUGAAACUAGUACAGAUAAAAAGUGCUUUAUUAAGAUUCUGUCAUAAUGUUGUUUCUCCAAUUGUAAACAUUUAAAGGGUUCACUUAAUAAUAACUCCUCGUAAUAAAGCAUUUAUAAUGGUUUAGAAAAUAGUUUAUUCACCAUUUACUAAUCAUUAGUUAAAUACUUUAUAAAUGUUUUGAGUGACCAGUGUAAUUUCUCACAAAAAGAUGGACAAGCCAUUGGUAGAUAUUCCAGCAGUACCUGAUGCUCCUUAAAGGUCCAAUGCAGCCGUUUUUAUAUCAAUAUCAAAUCAUUUCUGGGUAACAAUUAAGUACCUUACUGUGAUUGUUUUCAAUUUAAAAUGGUCAAAAAGAAACAAAAAUAGCUUUUUAGCAACGACAAAUUUCUCAAGCAAGAAUUUAGCUAGGAUUGUCUGGGAGUGGUCUGAGUGGGGAGGGGGAAAACUGAUAACAGGUACAUUGUUACCCAUAAAUGAUUUUAGGCUUUAUUGAGAUAAAAGUUCCUGCAUUGGACCUUUAAAUUCUUCCGGUGCUUCAGUCUUUUAACCACAGACUAUUUUCACACAUGGCUUUGUUUGGCUGCACCUUUACUGGGCCUUUAAAAGUAGUAACUCUUUAAACGUAAUUGUAUAGUUCAGCAAAAUUAUGUAUUCAGAUAUUUGUUUCCUUACCUCGUAAGCAGUCUAUGGGCUGCUCUUAAUCUCUCAUGGAAUGAUUCUGUGCGUAAAAUCUAUUGAGCAGCAGUAGUUCCGGUGUUUGAUCACUGAUUAUUUGGCCAUACCAGGAUUGGGUGAAAGCGGUGCUUAAACUUUGACUGCUUCAUGCAUGUGGGGAAAUUAGCGGGUGGCGAUUUAGCAAACUCCCAAUUUCUAACAUGUAUGGACCCACGCAGCUGACCAAAUUAUGAGUUUACACUGCUCUAAGGAGUGACUGCAAUCAACACUUUGGUUUUGGUAGAAAAGUCACUGCCAAGAAAUGCUUAUGUUACCAUUUUCAGACAAAAAACAUUAUUUUACUCAACAUAAGGUGUGUCUGAAGUUACACAUCACACUAUUACAAUAGUGUGACUUUUGGAAUAAAAUGUUCAAUAUAUUUUCUUAAACAUCCUCUCUUUAGUGCUUAUUGUUUAACCACUCAUAUGUUCUAGGGGCCAUUUUGAGACCUUAAGGAGCAUCAAGCACUGCUGGAAUGUCUACCAAUGGCAUGUCCGUCUUUUUGUGAGAAAUUACACUGGUCACUCAAAAUGUUUAUAAAGUAUUUAUAAAGUAUAAAUAGCCCACACUUUAGAUGAGGCCAUGCAGAAAGACUUAACUAAUGAUUAGUAAAUGGUUUAUAAGGACCUAUAUUAAACAUCUUAUGAAUGAUCUUAUGAAUCAUUACUAAAUACUUUAAAAGUUGUUUAUAAAUUUGUGAAUAACUAGGUUACUAAAAUGUACAAAUGUGGGAGUAAUGAUUAAUAAAUGAUGAAUAAACUAUUUACUAAUCCAUUAUAAAUGCUUUAUUACGUAGAGUUAUUAUAAAGUGCCACCACAUAUAUCAAUGUUGAACAUCAUAAUCUGUAUAGUCAAAGUAAAGUUCAUAAUCAGAUAUUACUUGUAAGACUUGAGAGAUGUUAAAUGCACUGUUUUUUGUAUUAACCUCUUAAACUUCAGCAGAGCUCCUUUAAAUACCUGAAGUCCCUUUAACAGUGACCAGAGACAGAGCUAUGACCUGUGCAUGCUUCAUAGAGCUUCAUAUGGCUUUAUAAUGCUUCAUUAGGCUUCUUAGGGCUUCAUAAGGCUGUAAUAACCAUAUUUGUGGGAAAUCAAUCGAUAUGUCUGAUCAACAUGAUGACUUGCUCCUGAUGCGUCUCCAGAGCAACCAUCUCUCAGCUAUCUCAUGUCCUCUCUCUUCAUCCUCCUCUUCCUUUCAUCCUCUUUCCUCAUCUUCUUUUCCUCCUCCUCUCUUCCUCCUCCUCUCUUCCUCCAGCCCCCCAUUCCACAGUACAUCUCAGCCUUUGGUCAUGUCCCACAUCAUACUUACAACACGCUAACAUUACGAUUAACGUGUAUAUUGUCAUCACACCGACGACUCCUAUGUAUGCGUCUGUAUGUGUGUGUGUGUGUGUCCAGGCCGCCAGCUGACCAUCUUCAACAGCCAGACGACAGUGACGGUGGGAAGAGGAAAGGAAGCAGGUCAGUUCCAGGGUCAGAUGGCCGGUCUCUACUACAACGGACUGAAGAUACUCAACAUGGCCGCCGAAGGACACGCCCACAUCCGCCUGGAGGGCAGCACACGAUUGGUUGGGGACAUGCCCUCCUCCAUCACGCCCCAAUCCAGCGCUGCCGCCGGGGCAAACCGAUCAGACCCUGCCGCCAAUGCCGGCGACAUCACCACGACAACCGCCACAAACAGGAAGCAAGGAGGAGGAACUACGCAGCAGGUAGGAAACUAACUAUGACACUAAGGCAUAAACAGGCUAACUAAGCUAUUCAUAACCUCACAGAUAUAGAUACUAUAUUCUGUAUCUGCUAUUACCAGUCAGGAGGUUAUGAUGAACAGGCUCUCUUAGUUUGUGUGUGGAGAGGGAUUCUGGAUUAUCAAAUAGUCUGUCGCACUCUGAAAAAGAAUAAUUUCCAAUGAUGUGAGUUGCCAUGGAGAUAGUGAACCCUCUUAGGUAUUCUCUCUCUCUCUUUCUCUCUCUCUCUCUCAUGCUCCAUAGUGUAUAGCUCCUCUGUGUAUAGGCUGCCAGAUACCUCAGACAUAAAUAAUGGAAUGCAGAGCCUCAGGCAUCAAUAAUAUAUAUAGAUGGAUGGAUGGCUAGAUGGUGGGUUUGAGUGAUGGAGUGAGACACUGUGUUCCUUUUUACACCUCAGACAUGCGUGUGUGUAGUUGGUGGUGUAACUGGUUUGCAGAGAGCAUUGCAGAUGAGUCAAUAUCCCAAGAUGGGAACUAGGUCAGACAGAAUGUAUGCUCGAUAUGGUGCAGUGUGUGUGUGUGUGCAUGCUUGUGUGUGUGUGUAUUGCAGUUUGUGUGUGUUUAAUAAGAAACACUGAUCUACUGCUGGGGUUACCUAGCAACCAAGCUGUAUUCAACAAGUGUUAAUGGACACACACAAACAUAUAGAGGUAACAUGUAGGCUGUACUUAGUUACAGUCGGUUGCAGCAGAGGGAGGAGCAGUGAAACCACUUAAUGAUGGAUCAGAGCAUGUCAUCGAUUUUGUGACUGUGCGCGCUUGUGCGCGUGACGUGUGUGUAUAUGUGGCGUGUGUGUGUGCGUGUGAGUUUUAUGUGUUUCUUCCUGCAGCCCUGAGUUUAGUGAGACUCUCUCCUAUGAAGUCUGCGUUACUAAUAAUGCAAAAGAGUGUGUGUGCUGCAUGGCUCUGUUUUUCGCUACAGUCUGCUCUGACUCACUCUGCUCAGUUUAGUUUUGAUGUUAUCGGUGUGUGUGUGUGCGUGUGUGUUUUUGCGUGUGCGUGCGUCCGUCUGUUAUAUGGGUAGAAGCAACUGUAGCAAUCUCAGUCUCCUCCCUCUCUCUGUCUCCCUCGCACUCUCUCUCUCUCAGCAGUGAUAGGUAGUCUCCUCUUGUCUCCGUGCUGACAGAGCUGCAGCCAACAGAGUGUGUGUGUGUGUUAAAGUAGAACUAUGGCUGUACGGCGGAAGCACUAGAGCAGUGUGUGUACACCGUGUGUGCGUGAGUGUGUGUGUUAUGUGUUAUGUGUGAGCUAGGCAGUCAGGCAGGCAUGGACGCUCGCUGGCAUUGUUCGGCUGCUCAGGUACUGAUUUUACUCCUUCAGCAUGAUCCCAUCUAUCUCCUUCAUCUCUACCUUUCCUUCUUUCUUUCUUUCUUUAUCUGUCUCUUUCCUUUUCGGUUUUUCUUCCCCUCUUUCUUUAUCUCUCACUCUCUUCCUUUCUUUAUUCAUCUGUGCUGGAAGGCGGCGUGCAUCGCUGCUAGAUUGAUAAGGCUAUAGAGGAGAGACGGAAGACGGAGAGAAAAAGAGAUGAGGCUAUAGGAAGAUGUUGGCAUGCAUUGUUCAGGAGUGUGAGUGUGCAUCAGUGGAACAGACUUGGCUCACUUUUAAUUGACAACUUAAAGGGCUGUGGUUUGAUUGACAGGUCUGUAGUUUGAUUGACAUGUGAGUAGAGGUUAGCUGAGGAGACAGUUCCAUUUGGAGUCUAGAAUGAGUUGGAGUCAUUAGUCAAAUAAUUUAUCAGCUUGAUGCAGAGAGAUGGAGGGUUAGAGUUACAGGUAUUGAAAAAGCAUUGAUCUAAACAUACACAUCUGCUUACAGUUGCUCUUGAUCAAUCACGUUCAGGCAAUUGGGGCCAUGGGCACCCUAUAAGCAGACAACGUUAUGUUUACUUUUCUCCCAGGAUUUUUGAUUGUCUAAUUAGCAAAAGUGAAAUCUAUCACAUCGUUGCAAGAUGUAUCUGGCUGAUGUAGUCAUUCAUGUGAGGUUAGCUUGUAUAGUGCUUUUUACUAGACUUCUGUAGUGCUGUAUUUCUGUUAUCUUGGGAUGCAUUACGCUAAAUGUAUUUGUAUAGAUUUUUUGUGAGGGUUUUUGUGGGUUCUAGUCCCGUUCUAUGUUGGGUUCUAGACCUGUUCUAUAUUUGGUUCUGCUGUUCUUUCCAGUCCCCGUACUGAGGUUAGUUAUGACUACUGCAAUGCAUCACACUCCCAUUUUAAUACACCACUGACUCUCAGUGUGGGUUUAAAACACGCACACACACACACUCUCUCGCACACAAACACAUGCUUAUGCACACACACACACAUUUCUCAGCGGGCGAUGUUUAACUAGCUCAUGAAUAUGCACACUUGAUUAUCAUGAUGUUAACUUAAGCUGCAACACUUUGAUGUCUCCUUCCUUCUCUUCUUGUGCUUUCCUUAUCCUUUGUCCCUCUCUCCCUCCAUCACUCUCUUCCUUCAUCUCUUUCUCUUCUAUCAUCUGUCUCUCUCCCAACAUAGCUCUUUCUUUUUCUCUCCCUAUAUCCAUUACUUACCUCUCUCUCUCUCUCUCUCUCUCUCUCUCUCUCUCUCUCUCUCUCUCUCUCUCUCUCUCUCUCUCUCUCUCUCUCUCUCUCUCUCUUUCUGUCUGGUGGUGAGUGUCAGUGUUUCAGGUCUCUCAGCGAAACACUCCCUUAAUUUUAACGGCCUGAACUUAGAGUUGCCAUGGCAACAGGAAGGAGAGUAGGAGAUGGGAGAGGGCGCUGCCAAAGAGAGAAAGGGUGGAGGAGGAGAGGAAGUAUAGAGAGAGAGUGAGUAAGAGGAGGCGGGGGGGGGGGUUGGCCAAAGGAGCAUCUUCCCAACUUGUGUUGCUCAUUGAACACAGAGAGAGCAGGGCAGGGACAUGAAGGGUUCAUAGUUAAUACACUGUAGUUAUUGUUGGUUAGUUACUGUAUUACAGUUACCUUAAUAUACUAUAUAUGUACACACAGUCCUCAGAGAUCAGCAAUCAGCACAUAGGUGGACCACAAUACAAAGAGGAAAGUAGGAAGGUAGGAGGAAGGAGAGAUGGGGAUGAAGAAAGUGGGAGGGAUUGAGGGAGAAGAUAGGAAAAGGAGGAAGGGCCAGAAAAAUCUAAUCAAAUUAAAUGUUAUUUGCCACAUGCGCCGAAUACAACAGGUGUAGACAUUACAGUGAAAUGCUUACUUAGAAGCCCUUAACCAACAAUGCAGUUUUUUAAAGAAAAAUUUAAAAUAAAAAAAGUGUUAAUUAAAGCAGCAGUAAAAUAAAAUAACAGUAGGGAGGCUAUAUAAAGGGGGGUACCGGUACAGAGUCAAUGUGCGGGGGCACCGGCUAGUCGAUGUAAUUGAGGUCAUAUGUACAUGUGGGUAGAGUUAAAGUGACUAUGCAUAAAUAAUAAACAGAGUAGCAGCAGCGUAAAAGAGGGGGGUGGGGGGUGGGGGGGGCAGUGCAAAUAGUCCAGGUAGCCAUGAUUAGCUGUUCAGGAGUCUUAUGGCUUGGGGGUAGAAGCUGUUAAGAAGCCUUUUGGACCUAGACUUGGCGCUCCGGUACCGCUUGAUGUGCGGUAGCAGAGAGAACAGUCUAUGACUAGGGUGGCUUGAGUCUUUGACAAUUGUUAGGGCCUUCCUCUGACACCGCCUGGUAUAGAGGUCCUGGAUGGCAGGAAGCUUGGCCCCAGUGAUGUACUGGGCCGUACGCACUACCCUCUGUAGUGCCUUGCGUUCGGAGGCUGAGCAGUUGCCAUACCAGGCCGUGAUGCAACCAGUCAGGAUGUUCUCGAUGGUGCAGCUGUAGAACUUUUUGAGGAUCUGAGGACCCAUGCCAAAUAUUUUCAGUCUCCUGAGGGGGAAUAGGUUUUGUUGUGCCUUCUUCACGACUGUCUUGGUGUGUUUGGACCAUGAUAGUUAGUUGGUGAUGUGGACACCAAGGAAGUUGAAGCUCUCAACCUGUUCCACUACAGCCCAGUCGAUGAGAAUGGGGGCGUGCUCAGUCCUCUUCUUUUCCAGAAUCCAGUUGCAGAGGGAGGUGUUUAGUCCCAAGAUCCUUAGUUUAGUGAUCAGCUUUGAGGGCACUAUGGUGUUGAUCGCUGAGCUGUAGUCAAUGAAUAGCAUUCUCACAUAGGUGUUCCUCUUGUCCAGGUGGGAAAGGGCAGUGUGGAGUGCAAUAGAGAUUACAUCAUCUGUGGAUCUGUUGGGGCGGUAUGCAAAUUGGAGUGGGUCUAGGGUUUCUGGGAUAAUGGUGUUGAUGUGAGCCAUAACCAGCCUUCAAAGCACUUCAUGGCUACAGACGUGAGUGCUACGGGUCGGUAGUCAUUUAGGCAGGUUAUCUUAGUGUCCUUGGGCACAGGGACUAUGGUGGUCUGCUCAUGUGAAAAAUGUCAGUGAAGACACUUGCCAGUUGGUCAGCACAUGCUCGGAGUACACGUCCUGGUAAUCAGUCUGGCCCUGCGGCCUUGAAAAUGUUGACCUGCUUAAAAGUCUUACUCACAUCGGCUACGGAGAGCGUGAUCACAUAGUCAUCCGGAACAGCUGAUGCUCUCAUGCAUGCUUCAGUGUUGCUUGCCUCGAAGCGAGCAUAGAAGUGAUUUAGCUCGUCUGGUAGGCUUGUGUCACUGGGCAGUUCGCGGCUGUGCUUCCCUUUGUAGUCUGUAAUAGUUUUCAAGCCCUGCCACAUCCGACCAGCGUCGGAGCCGGUGUAGUACGAUUCUAUCUUAGUCCUGUAUUGACGCUUUGCCUGUUUGAUGGUUCGUCGGAGGACAUAGCAGGAUUUCUUAUAAGCUUCCGGGUUAGAGUCCCGACCCUUGAAAACGGCAGCUCUACCCUUUAGCUCAGUGCGGAUGUUGCUUGUAAUCCAUGGCUUCUAGUUGGGGUAUGUCACUGUGGGGACGACGUCAUCGAUGCACUUAUUGAUGAAGCCAGUGACUGAUGUGGUGUACUCCGCAAUGCUAUCUGAAGAAUUCCGGAACAUAUUCCAGUCUGUGCUAGCAAAACAGUCCUGUAGCUUAGCAUCUGCGUCAUCUGACCACAUUUUUAUUAACCGAGUCACUGGUGCUUCCUGCUUUAGUUUUUGCUUAGGAUAGAGUUAUGGUCAGAUAUGCCAAAUGGAGGGCGAGGGAGAGCUUUGUAUGCGUCUCUGUGUGUGGAGUAAAGGUGGUCUAAAGUUUUUUUUCCUCUGGUUGCACAUUUAACCUGCUGGUAGAAUUUAGGUAGAAGGAGAGAAGAGGAGGGGAUGGAUAAGUGAUCCCUUGUGAUUAGCUCACAGCUCGUAACUAACACCUCUCUCCGCCUCUUCUCUUUCUCACUUCCUUUCUCUCGCUUUCUCUCCGCCUCUCUCUUCACAAUUUGGAAGUUUGCCAGGACUCGGGGCAGUAACAGUGUAUGUGUGAAUACUGUGUGCGGUGUUGUCAUGUUCAUGCAUCUGGAAAAUCUGAAAAUCGAAAUGUAUUUGACUACAAGAUGAGCGUUUUAUUGUGUUCUGUUUGCAGAAUGAGAGGAGCUCUCUGAAAAUACUUAACAUGUAAAUAACAUUAACAUAAAAGGAUACAGUGAUUAAUAAAUAUUACAAAAAAACAAUAGCGUGUGUUUAAUGAUACAUUGUCUCUCUCCAGUCAACAGACGACCUGCUGGUGGCGUCAGCUGAGUGUCCCAGUGAUGACGAGGACAUUGACCCAUGUGACCCCAGCUCUGGUAAUAUAUACCAUAUACAGUACAAACUACUACUAUACUACCACACUACUACCCUGACACACUAACAGUCUGGCUAGUAGACUAGAGAAACAUUUGGGUUUAGUGUGCAGCAGAAGGUUUACCCUGCGAUCACACAUUUGCAGAAUUGCUGCACUCCAUUCUGUAGUGCAAGUGAAACUAUAGAGCACUGUCCUAUCUCAUUUUUCCAUUAAUAAUACUAAUAAUACUAAUAAUAAUAAUACAUGGAAUUUUUAUAGCGCUUUUCAAGAAUCCACAGACGCUUUACAGUAUCAAAGAAACAAAAACCAAAGCAAAAACAAUGCCAGACUAAACAGAAAGAUGAUGGACAAUGAUGGCAACUAACAUGGAGGAAAACGUUAGACUAUACAGACAACUCUCUCUAUCCCCCUCUCCCUCCCCUCUCCCCUCAUCCUCCCUCCAGCAGCCCACCCCCCUCUCCCGGAGGUCAAACCGUUCCCGGGGACAUCAGAGGUAGUGAGGGAGUCCAGCAGCACCACAGGCAUGGUGGUGGGCAUCGUGGCAGCCGCCGCCCUCUGCAUCCUCAUCCUACUCUACGCCAUGUAUAAGUACCGUAACCGCGACGAGGGCUCGUACCACGUGGACGAGAGCCGCAACUACAUCAGUAACUCUGCCACCCAGCCUAAUGGCAGCACCAAGGACAAGCCGCUGGGCAUCGCCAAGAUCUCCAAGAAUAAGAAGAACAAAGAUAAGGAGUACUACGUGUGAGGAGGGGGGGGGACACCCUAAUGACAUUUAUAUAUACACAUCUACACUUAUACAGACAUAUGCACACAUACAGGAGGACAUGCUCUGAGACACACACAUACACACACAGAAAAGAAAAGAAAAACACACAGAGACAAAGAGACUGUCAUGAGGGCAGAGACCCAUACUGUACAGUAAUAAUAACCACUAACCACAGCCUCUCUGUGUGAGGCCUGUGUUCGACCAGAUUAACCGGUAUAACAAGCAGAGGAACCACCAGAUAGACUCCUAGUAAAGGACCAGUUUAUGACAAGUAAAGGACCAGUAAAGAGCAGUUAUUUUAAAGGACCAGUCCCCUGUCUCUCCCUGCUAUAAACUGUCCUGUAGACUGGGAAAGAACACAGAGAACGCUAGUCUUCUUUCAUACGGAGUCACAAUCAGUAUAUCCAGAUUAACACCCUGAUAAACUCUCAGUUACAAUUGGGUGUAAGGCUGGUGUUGUCCAAUGGGGGAACACCAGAUUACCUGAACCCUGCCCCUAACCCCAGCCCACCAGUCAGCAGAAUGGACGUUACCGCGGCAAUAAGACAGGAAGAGUCACAACCACCAGGGUUGCCAUGGUGGCUCUGUUUGCCGACUUGCUGGGGAGGGACGGAGUAGGGGGUGUACGUGGAAAAAGGAGCUGUGUGUGUUUGAAGUGUUGCUGGGACAUUUAUUUUACAACUUUAUACAACGUACGUUACAACGUUGUAUCAACCCAUCAAGACUAUGAAAACAAGAGAGACUUUGACUCUGGAGAGGAGACCAGACACCAGAACUACCUACCUACCUACACAUAA